AGUGCCAUGGAUGAGAGCAACAGAACCCUCUCUGGUGACUUCACCCUGGCAGGCCUCUUCCCUCACAGCAGUGCCGCUGGGCUCCUGUUCAGCAUCAUCUGUGCCAUCUUCUUCUCGGCCAUGCUGGCCAAUGGGGUCAUGGUCUUCCUGAUCCACGUGGACCCCCAGCUCCACACCCCCAUGUAUUUCCUGCUCAGCCACCUGUCUGUCAUUGACAUGAUGUACAUCUGCACCAUCGUGCCCAAGAUGCUGGUGGACCACCUGCUGGGCCGGGGCACCAUCUCCUUCGUGUCCUGUACGGCCCAGUACUUCUUGUACAUGGGCUUCGUGGGGGCCGAGUUCUUCCUCCUGGGGCUCAUGGCCUAUGACCGUUACGUGGCCAUCUGCAACCCGCUAAGAUACCCUGUCCUCAUGAGCCGCCGGGUCUGCUGGCUCAUCCUGGCCAGCUCAUGGUCUGGUGGGGCUCUGGACAGCUUCCUCCUCACGCCCCUCACCAUGAGGCUCCCCUUCUGUGCCUCGCACAAGAUCAACCACUUCUUCUGUGAGGCGCCCACCAUGCUGAGGCUGGCCUGCGGGGACAAAGCCGCCUAUGAGAUGGUGAUGUAUGUGUGCUGCGUCGCGAUGCUGCUGCUUCCCUUCUCCGUGGUGGUAGCGUCCUAUGCCCGGAUCCUGCUCACUGUGCGCCGGCUCAGCUCCGUAGAGGGCCAGAGGAAGGCCUUGGGCACCUGCACUUCACACCUGGUGGUGGUGACGCUCUUCUACGGGGCCGCCCUGUACACGUACAUGCUGCCACCAUCUUACCACACCCCAGCACAGGACAAGGUCUUCUCCGCCUUCUACACCAUCCUCACCCCCCUGUUAAACCCGCUCAUCUAUAGUCUGCGCAACAGGGACGUGGCAGGGGCCUUCAAGAGGGUUGUGGCAAGACACCGAGGGGCCUGUGGUGUCGCAAAGAAAGAAUUCUAG
This is a messenger RNA of Lepus europaeus (European hare), 966 nucleotides long. Its product is annotated as olfactory receptor 2T6-like. Gene Ontology annotation, cellular component: membrane. Gene Ontology annotation, molecular function: G protein-coupled receptor activity; olfactory receptor activity. Bases 7 to 966 code for a protein of 319 amino acids. Gene Ontology annotation, biological process: G protein-coupled receptor signaling pathway. The record is from RefSeq and is a predicted model, not a curated record. The transcript has a single exon. Lineage: Eukaryota; Metazoa; Chordata; Mammalia; Lagomorpha; Leporidae.